UGCGCACGAAGGCACGUCUGACCUGGGUGCCAUUUUUAUUUAUUUUUUAAACCAGGGGUGUUUUCGGCAUUUGUGAGAAGUAACGCGCAUGCGCCCUGGUAGGAACCACCGCACGGCCGGCGUCAGGCUCCAGACGGCAGUGAAUGCAGAUUUUCCCUGUCAGAUAGACGGGAGGAAUGAGAAAGGGGCGAAGAACUGGGGAGUCACUGACACACGGACAGACCGGGGCCCAGAGAGAGAGAGAGAGGACGAGAUGGAGGACUGAAAGAAUCAUAUCAGGGAAUAAAACAACGGCGGGAUUAAUAAUUAACACUUUACAACCAGCGACACUGCAGAUGCCAUCUGUUUCGCAUCGGUUUGUACAAUAAUCCCGAUGUAUUGCAGCCAGCGAUUCCUUCAUUCAAGGAGAAAAAGCGGAGAGCCACCUGGCUACUAUCAUAGAGAGGAGUACAAUGACAACCUGGUGAAUGUAGAACUAAUCUAUCUAACCAACGGAAUGCAAUAAAACCGGAAUAAAGGACUGUCCCGGGUGAGCAUCGCCAACCGGGAGUGAUGAGAAGAACCACGGGGAGACAGGACCGUGUUUCUGCUGUCGCCUGUCAAGGGUAUUAUUUCUGUGUGUUGUGGACUGAACAUUUAUUCUUCCCUCGCCCUCUUCCUCCUCCCCCCCUCCACCGGUGUCGUCUGGGAGUUGUAACAUGGAGAGCUCCAAUGUCUCUGGAACCAGCGAAUCAACCAAACCGCCAAACCAACAGUUGGAGAAGAAACGGUUAAACCGAGCACCGUCUCCGGCCAGGCCGUUCCUGAAGGAUGUCCACUCCUUCCGCUCCUCGCCCAAACCAACAGUUAUCGUACCAAAAUCUCCCAAACUGACCAAGCAUCAGCACUCUUCUCCUGUGCCUGUGUCAUCCAAUCAAAGCCGCAUCACCAGGCGCACCCCAACCGGAGCGAAGAAUAACAAAUCAGCCGCGGUGAAAAGUCACAGCACCAAGUCCUCCACGGGCACGAAGAAGACUGUUAAGGUAAUCCAAUAUGCAGCCCCGGAGCAUAAAACGAUCACCGCCAGCAAACCGACAUCGGACAGCAGUCCACACCUCGCCCUCAAAACGAAGAAGAGUAAAAUAGCCACUCUGACCGCGUCUCACCACCGCCCCCUCAGCCACCGCCCCCCAAUCCGCGUCCCAACCGGUGCUAUCCCCCUCGGCAGGGUCAGUCAGACGGACAGCAACUCCGAUCUCUCCGACUGUCCCUCUGAGCCCUUAUCCGACGAACAACGCCUGACCGCGGCCACCAGCAGCGAUGGGGAGUCGGGUGGCUCUGGGGCCAGCGACAGGGAUCAUGUGGGAGCGGAUUAUCCUCUGCAGGCAGGAGCAUCAGCAACAGACGCGGCAGGGGCUACUGCUUGUAGUGGUGGGGUUUCAUUGCGCACCGCGGAGGGUAGCGCUGAGGGUGCGGUAGUGGCAGCAGCGGGGAAAAGCGGCAUGUCUCAGGCUCCAGGAGCAGGUGCUCACCGCCACGGAGGAGAUGGGAGGAAACAGGAGAAAUCAUCAACUAGCGCACAAUUUAUACAACUGGACUGCAGCACGGAGAUAGUCGAGGAGGAUUUGAUACGGGAAAUUGAAGAUCUUCGUUCUGAAAAUGACUACCUCAAGGAUGAAGUGGAGGAGCUACGUGCGGAGAUGGAGGAGGCACGGGACAGUUACCUGGAAGAGGAGGUGUACCAGGUGCAGGAGUUACAGAGGGAGCUGGACCGCUCCAAUAAGAAGUGUCGGAUUCUCCAGUACCGUCUCCGUAAGGCGGAGCAGAAAAGCCUCAGAGUGGCCCAGACUGGACAUGUAGAUGGAGAGCUGCUACGCAACCUGGAACAGGACCUCAAGGUGGCCAAAGAUGUGUCAGUGCGUCUGCACAACGAGCUGGAGAAUGUAGAAGACAAGAGGACCAGGGCUGAAGAUGAGAAUGAGCUGCUGAGACAGAGGAUCAUCGAGGUGGAGAUCUCUAACCAGGCUCUACACAAUGAACAGGAGAGAAAUAAAGAGACUGGUACACGGCGGAGAGGAAGCAGGGAAACAUUUAGAGACAAGAAGUCUCUGACCCAGGAGGACAGUGCAGAUCUCAGGUGUCAGCUGCAGUUCUCUAAGGAAGAGGCCACCCUCAUGCGUAAGAAGAUGGCCAAGCUGGGGAAGGAGAAGGACAAGCUAGAGCAGGAGAUCCAGCAGUACAAGUCAGUCUACGGGGACGUGGACAGCCCUCUACCCCUGGCAGAGCUCGCAGGUGGUGGGCCCCACAGCACCAGGGAGGCCGAGCUACGGCUCCGACUCAAACUGGUGGAGGAAGAGGCGAAUAUUCUGGGGAGGAAAAUUGUAGAGCUGGAGGUGGAGAACCGAGGCCUGAGGGCUGAGAACGAGGACAUCCGUUGCCAGUACGAGAGGGACUGUUUCGGCCGGGAGCCCUUCAGCAGCAUGCCCUCCUCCCCGUACGGCGGAGACGCUCUGGAGUCCGCCGGGGAGCUGCGGCGCCACCUACAGUUCGUAGAGGAAGAGGCAGAACUUCUCCGGCGGUCCAUCUCGGAGAUCGAGGACCACAACAAGCAGCUGACCUCCGAACUGAACCGUUUCAAGUUCGGCCCGAGAGACGAGGAGGUCGAUGUCGGAGUGAUGAUGAUGAUGAAGUCCGGUAAUGGGAGUAACGGAGGAGGCGGGGGUAACGGAAGCGGUGUGGUGAUGAUCGAGGAGCUGAAGUCAGCCAGGAUGCAGAUAAAUGAGCUCAGUGGGAAGGUGAUGAAGCUGCAGUAUGAGAACAGAGUCCUGAUGUCCAACGUUCAGCGCUGUGACCUGGCCCAACACCUGGGCCUCCGCACCGGCUCCCCGCGGGACAGCGAUGCAGACAGCGACACCGGCCACCGUGACGCCACAGAGGAGGAAGAAACUGGGAGGCUCCUCUUACUUCACCCCAAGAGAGAGGGGCCUGUCGGUGGCGAGAGUGACUCGGAGGACCUCUUUGAGAAGACCACCACGACCUCGGGGUUUGGAAGUCACAAGCCCUCGGACGAGCUCAGCGGGCUCAGCGCCACCGAACUAUCUAAUCGUAGGCGAGAAGACCGCGAGACGUUCACGAAUGUCAAACGAGAAGCAGAGCGCCUUGGGAAGACCGUAGAUCGUCUCAUUAGCGACACGGACAGUCUGAUCUACGAGGGAAAGAUUUUAAUAACAGGAGGGGACAGUUUGAGUCUGGCUCUGGAGGGGUUUAAAGAAGACACCACCCGCCUCCCCGAUCCCAAACCAGACUCACAGGUCCUGGACACGAUCAACACCCGUAUGAAGGCCUUCCGCACAGAGCUCCAUAUCUUCAUGGAGAAGGUGGAUCACCUGGGAGAGGGCCUGAGGGAGAAGGGAGGUGACCGGGAUCGGGGAGACGACCUGUCACCCUUGCCCAACCUCACAGAGUCCAGUAGCUUCCUGUCUGGGGUCACCUCCAUGUCACGAGACUCGCCCAUCGGCAUCCUGGGACGCGACCUGGUCACAGAUUUCCAGGAUGAGGAGCGGAGGCGGCUGGAUCCGCAGGGUGUGAGGCCCAGGGCGGGUCUGGAUCUGACGGGCCUGCAGGCCCACGAGGCUCCCUGGGUCCAGGAGAGAACCCUACUGCAGCAGGAGGUCCAGUUGUUCAGACACAACACCGUCAUCUUCUAUAUGAAGCUACGCUGGAUCCUCAUGCACUGGAGGCUGGGGAAGAGGACAGAGACCGGGGAGGAGACAGCACACUCAGAGAAGUUGGAGGGUAUUCCAGAGCUGAUCUUGGAGCCCGGAGAGGAAGAGACGGAGAGAGAGGACAGGGACACGUCGUCUACCCAGCUACCCCAGAGAGACGGCGCCGAGCCUGGCCCCACAACCCAACUCCCCUCCCCUGAACGCCUGCAGAAUCAGACACAGGUGGGUGAGAACCGUAGGGUGCUCCAGGCGGUGCGCUCCCUGUUAGAGGAGUUCAGGUCAGAGUUGAGGGAGGAGGAGAGCAGGAGGUGCCAGCUGCAGCAGAACUACGCCAACGACAAGGCUUCCUGGGAGGUCAAAUGGGCAGAGAUGAAGUGUCACGUUGCUCAGCUGGAAGAGGAGAGACAAGAAGAGAAAGGAGAGGUGAGCGGAGAGGCCCGAGGAGAGACACAGGGAGGAAGAGGAGGAGACUCAGACUGGGCCUUUAAACAGGAGCGAGAGGAGCACCGUUGCCUCCUGGCCGAGAGCCACAGCACCUCCCUGGACCUCCACUGGAAGCUGCAGCAUGGAGAGAAGAGGUGGGGGAGGGAGAGGAGAGACCUGCUGGAACGCUUCGACCGGGAGAGACAAGAGUGGGACGGCAAGAUGAGAAACAUGCACCACGAGAUGGAGAGGCUACAGAGAGAGCUUAACGUACGGAGGGGCAGCGAGGGCUCACCAUCCGACGUCAAAGAAGGGGAGAGAGCAGGAGGACACAGAGGUGUCUUUUCCCCCCAGGAGAGCCCACGUAAGGCCCCUCGCUCCCCAAGGUCACCACGCUUUACUCGCUCUGCCAUCCCAGGCCCUGUUUCCCUCCCCACCCGCUCCCACUCGGACUCGGAGGCCCAUGAAGAGCAGGGGGCUGUAGUGAGGUUCCAAGGCCCAACGGAGAACCUUUUCCUGGACGCUCUGACACUGGACCCCCUGGGUGGCCUGAUGGCCCCACCUCCCUGCAGACUGGACCCUGACAAGAGGUUCCCCUGUAUGAACCAGGCUCUGAAUGAGAUCCCAGACAGAGAGGGCCCCUCUAUGUACCAGGAGGAGGAGGAGGAGAUGGGUUUUGGCAGCCUGCUCAGGGCUAAGUCGGUCUGUUCUAUGAGUGACUUCCAGCGUCUGAUGGACAGCUCUCCCUUCCUGCCUGACAGGAGUCGUCACGGUGACCGUGGCCGUGACGACGUGACUCCUCCCCUGUCACCUGAUGACCUGAAGUACAUUGAGGAGUUCAACAGUAAAGGGUGGGACUUCCCUGUCCCUGGCCCAUCCCCGACACCAGGCCACCACACCCCUACAGCCAUGGAGGCCUGGGCAGAACGGCCCGCUUCAGAACCGUUCCAGCCGGCCUCGUGGUCCCUAACCACCAGCGUGACUUUGACCACUAACACCCAAUCCAGCCACGAGCCCCCCUGCCCACCCCAUCACCAGCGCUCCCCACUCAGGGGCAACGAGGGUAACAUAGGAGGGGGAGCAGGGGUCCACGUCUCCCACAGCCCCACCCGAUCCCCCGGGCCCUCCGAUCAAGACUACCUGUACCCCAAAGGAACCUUGGGGCAAGGGGGUGGGGGUGUUGGUGAGGUAGGGGGUGCCUCCGGGAUUGGGGGGGUAGGAGGUCCAGACGAGGUGUUUGGUGAUGGUAGGUGGCCUCCUUUCUGUCAUAAGGAGUUAUUAGAGGGUGGGGGGGGACUGCGGGGUCCCUCUGUGGGGGGUCCCAUCCCCACGGUGGGGUACGCCUCGUCUCUGGAGCUGCAGCUGUCACGGAACCUCAGUGAUGACAUGAAGGAGGUGGCCUUCUCCGUAAGGAACUACCGCUCGGGCACCUCGGACCACCUGGAGCAACAGAGACAGCUCCGAGAUACGGCGUGUCAGACAAAUGGUUUCACCACUCGCGGAACCCAGACCACUCAGACCAUCAGCGUGGGCUUACAAACAGACAUCCUCCGCACCCUCACCAGCUCCCCCCACCGCUGCCUCACCCCUAAAGGAGGCAGCUCUACACCCAUCUCCUCCCCCUCCAGAAACAUCCGUAAGAUACAGUACUCUCCUGUGGUCCAGUCCAAGUUCGAGCGUCCAUGUUGUUCUCCUAAGUAUGGCUCUCCUAAGCUCCAGAGGAAGCUGUCGACAUCAUCGAAGGCUGACCUCCCAGGUGGGGCCUCAAGCUCCGCGGCCGGCCCCAGGGCCCCUACCCCUACCACCCCCCAGAAGGGUGCCUCUGAGUCGGCCUGGGCUCGCUCCACCACCACCAGGGACUCUCCGGUCCACACCACCAUCAACGACGGCCUGUCUUGUCUCUUCAACAUCAUAGACCACACCCCCGUGGUCUACGAACCCCCGCAGUGCAAAUUCACCAAGUCCCCCAGCCGCACCCGAACCGCUCCCCCUGACCCCUCACCUCCCGGUGCACCCGGUGGUCCCAGUCUACCCCCCUCAGACCCCAAAGACCCAAGAUACCUUGGAGCUGUCCAAGAGUUUCUGAGGAAUGUCCGCGGGCGUUCUCCCAGCCCGGUGCAGCUGAUAGUAGAGGCCCAGGGAGGGCCGGGGGGAACAGGGGGUGAGAGGACACCAGAGGUGGUCAGUAUACGCCAGGACCUGUCUGCCCCGCCUGGAUACACCCUGGCAGAGAACGCAGCCCGUCUGCUGAACAAGAAGCUGUUGGAGCAGAGCUUCAGGGAGGAGAAGAGGCUGGGGUCUGGAGGGACUGGUGGGUCCUCAGCCCAGGGACAGGGAGGAUACACGAGAGAGGGGCGACAGGCGGAGGGAGACAGGAACCAGUCGGGGUGUUUGGAGGACCUCCCUCGUUCCCCGGUGGCUCCACCCCUGGAGUCGUGUUUCCUGCGUCCGGCGAGGCCAGCCAACCGCCGCCCCCCCUCCCGCUGGGCAGUCCGUUCUCCCUCCUCCUCCCCCCGAGGCUGGCACGAUGUCACCGUGCGGAGGUUCACCUUCCCCAUGUUGACUGGGACCAGUAAGACUGAAGCCACCUGUAUGCUGGAGCUGGACGAGACUGGACCAGGAACAGGAACAGGACUGGAACCAUCGUCUUCUGCAUGAUAGAAUCGUUGCCCAUUACCCUGUCCUCCUUUACUCCCUUAACUUGCUCAACUCUCUUCCUCCUCUCCUCCUCUUCUCCUCCCUCCCCUCCUCCUCUCCUCCUCCCAUCUGCUCCUCCCUACUCCUCUCAUCCCUCCCCUCCUCCUCUCCUCCUCCCAUCUGCUCCUCCCUCCUCUUCUCCUCCCUCCCCUCCUCCUCUCCUCCUCCCUCCCCUCCUCCUCUUCUCCUCCCUCCCCUCCUCCUCCCUCCCCUCCUCCUCUUCUCCUCCCUCCCUCCCCUCCUCCUCUCCUCCUCCCAUCUGCUCCUCCCUACUCCUCUCCUCCCUCACCUCCUCCUCUCCUAAUCUCCUCCCUCUCCUCCUCCUCUCCUCCUCCCUGAGCCUGCAUGAUAGAAUCGUUGCCCAUUACCCUGUCCUCCUUUACUCCCUUAACUUGCUCAACUCUCUUCCUCCUCUCCUCCUCUUCUCCUCCCUCCCCUCCUCCUCUCAUCUGCUCCUCCCUCCUCCUCUCCUCCCUACUCCUCUCCUCCCUCACCUUCUCCUCUCCUCCUCCCAUCUGCUCCUCCCUACUCCUCUCCUCUCUCACCUUCUCCUCUCCUAAUCUCUACCCUCCCCUCCUCCUCUCCUCCUCCCAUCUGCUCCUCCCUACUCCUCUCCUCUCUCACCUUCUCCUCUCCUAAUCUCUACCCUCCCCUCCUCCUCUCCUCUUCCCAUCUGCUCCUCCCUACUCCUCUCCUCCCUCACCUCCUCCUCUCCUAAUCUCUACCCUCCCCUCCUCCUCUCCUCCUCGCAUCUGCUCCGCCCUACUCUUCUCCUCCCUCUCCUCCUCCUCUCCUCCUCCCAUCUGCUCCUCCCUACUCCUCUCCUCCCUCACCUCCUCCUCUCCUAAUCUCUACCCUCUCCUCCUCCCAUCUGCUCCUCCCUACUCCUCUCCUCCCUCACCUCCUCCUCUCCUAAUCUCCUCCCUCUCCUCCUCCUCUCCUCCUCCCUGAGCCUGUCCAGACUGGGUACCUCAGACCCCCCCCCCCCCUCUUUCGUAGGAAGGAGUUGUAAAUGGGGGGCUGAGACCCUGUAGCACCAGCUGACCAACCAGGAAGAAAAAUAACUGGAACUUAGAACUCUGGAAUGAAAAUGACCUGGAAUGUAACAACAACUAUGACAUCAUCAAAAACAUUGUCAUCAGAGGUGCCUGUACUUGAUUUACUCGUAGUUCCAGCUGAUAUAUGUGUAAUAUGUAUACAAUACAUAUAUAUAUUUUAGUCUUAUAAUGGAAACCGUUUUGAGUUAUUGAAAGAAAACGUUAAAACCGUUAUUAUAAUACUUGUACCGAACAUGAAGGUUUUACAAAAUGUUCCGUCUGUUUACGUUUUUUUGUUUAUUUUGCAUUACAUAUAAUUUGUUAUAUUCUGUGUUUGUGUAAAUACUCGGGUAAAACUAUUUUCUUAUUAAGUUGACCAUACUUGAUGUUACUGUUUGUUCCUUUCGAAGCUUGAAGUCAGACUACUCAGUUGUACUGGUAGAAAGGAAACAAAGGAAACCAACAGUACUGUUUCAUGAUGUCAUUUACGAUGCAAAAUGUAUGUUUUUAUGUCUAUAUGUUGGAACGUUCAACUCUGGGAACGUUCAACUCUGUAAACGUGUAGAAGGAAAGUAAUCCUUCUAACCCCCCCCCCCUUAAAAGAUUUAGAUGCUCUAUUGUAAAGUGGCUGUUCCACUGGAUAUCAUAAGGUGAAUGCACCAAUUUGUAAGUCGCUCUGGAUAAGAGCGUCUGCUAAAUGACUUAAAUGUAAGGAGACAAGGAAAAUAGCAACUGAAUAACUUUUCUGCAUAUGUGCGGAGGCAGUUGUUGAAUGGCCUCCUACUCCCACAUUCAAAAUUUUUUUGGGGUUGUUUGGUUGAUUUUAUUAUUUUUUCAAAGAGCAAUGUUGGGUUAUUGGUGCUGGGUUAUUGAGAUAUGACCCAGCGGGUCAGAUCCGAAGACUGGAGGCGUAGUUUAGUAUGGCCUGGCAUUCUGAUAGUUAUUUUCAGCCACCCGUGAGAGUAAAGGUCAUUACUGUUCAUCUGUUCUGUUGUUAUCACAUGUAAAAUUUGAACAUGAGCUUCAAUGAGGUUUACAGAAAUGUACAAGUUCCCUAAAAGCCUAUGCAAAUCCAAUUGCUAGAAUAGAUACCACCUUAUUAUAAUAUGUCAUAAAUAAUCUUUAUUUUCUAGUAGAAUGUAUAAAAUACAAAAUAAAAGGAACAAUUUAAUUUGCAGUAUGUAAACUUAAAGACAUGCUCUGUG
Salvelinus fontinalis (brook trout) is the source of this 9066-nucleotide messenger RNA. Its product is annotated as microtubule cross-linking factor 1-like. Gene Ontology annotation, biological process: regulation of autophagy. The transcript has 17 exons. NCBI's taxonomy places the organism in Eukaryota, Metazoa, Chordata, Actinopteri, Salmoniformes, Salmonidae. Bases 699 to 6785 code for a protein of 2028 amino acids. The record is from RefSeq and is a predicted model, not a curated record.